Sciurus carolinensis (gray squirrel) is the source of this 8694-nucleotide messenger RNA. It is a transcript of the gene Cd109, whose product is annotated as CD109 molecule. The record is from RefSeq and is a predicted model, not a curated record. Gene Ontology annotation, molecular function: endopeptidase inhibitor activity. Gene Ontology annotation, cellular component: extracellular region. NCBI's taxonomy places the organism in Eukaryota, Metazoa, Chordata, Mammalia, Rodentia, Sciuridae. The transcript has 34 exons. The coding region runs from base 176 to 4501 and encodes 1441 amino acids.
UGUAAAUAGUCCGAGGAACCCGGUGGACGGGGGAAGUGGGCGCCCUCUGGCGCGCCCAUUUCAGAUCGCUAACUCUAGUCGGGGGAUAAAAUUCGAGAGGAGGUGGCAAGCCACACCCCGCAGUGCCCGCGAAUUUCCCCAGCAACCGACUUUCGCCCGAGCAGAAGCUGCUGAGAUGCCGGGCCCGCCGCUCUUGACCGCUGCCCACCUUCUCUGCGUGUGCACGGCCGCGCUGGCCGCGGGCCCCGGGCCCCGUUUUCUGGUGACAGCCCCAGGGAUCAUCAGGCCUGGAGGAAAUGUGACUGUUGGGGUGGAGCUUCUGGAACACAGCCCCUCACAGGUCACAGUCAAGGCUGAGGUAUUCAAGACGGUGUCAAACCUAACUGUCUCUGUCCUGGAAGCAGAAGGAAUCUUUGAAAAAGGUUCUUUCAGGACACUUACUCUUCCAGCACUACCUCUGAACAGUGCCGAUGAGAUUUAUGAGCUACGUGUAACUGGGCGUGCCCAGGAUGAGAUUUUAUUCUCUGAUGGUACGCAUUUAUCAUUUGAGACCAAGAGAAUAUCUGUCUUUAUUCAAACGGACAAGAUGCUAUACAAGCCAAAGCAAGAAGUGAAGUUUCGGGUUGUUACACUCUUCUCGGAUUUCAAACCUUAUAAAACCUCUUUAAACAUUCUAAUUAAGGACCCCAAAUCCAAUUUGAUCCAGCAGUGGUUGUCACAACAAAGUGAGCUUGGAGUCAUUUCCAAAACUUUUCAAUUAUCUUCACAUCCAAUACUUGGUGACUGGUCCAUUCAAGUUCAAGUGAAUGACCAGACAUAUUAUCAAUCAUUUCAAGUCUCAGAGUAUGUGUUGCCAAAAUUUGAAGUUGCUUUGCAGACACCACUAUAUUGUUCUUUGACUUCUAAGAAUUUAAGUGGUACCAUCACAGCAAAGUAUACAUAUGGGAAGCCAGUGAAAGGAGAUGUAGUGCUUACAUUUUUACCUCUAUCCUUCUGGGGAGAGAAGAAAAAUAUUACAAAAAAAUUUAAGAUAAAUGGAUCUGCAAACUUCUCUUUUAAUGAUGAAGAGAUGAAAAAGGUAAUGGAUUUUUCAGAUGGGCAUUUUGAACACUCGGAUCUCUCUACUCCUGGGCCAAUAGAAAUUCUAGCCACAGUAACAGAAUCACUUACAGGCAUCUCAAGAAAUGCAAGCUCCAAUGUGUUUUUCAAGCAACAUGAUUACAUCAUUGAAUUUUUUGAUUAUGCUACUAUCUUGAAGCCAUCUCUGAACUUCACAGCCACUGUGAAAGUAAGCCGUUCUGAUGGCAACCAACUGACUCUUGAAGAAAGAAGUAAUAAUGUAGUCAUAGCAGUGACGCAGAGAAACAAUACCAAUCUCUGGAGCAGACAGAAUCAUGGAAAUCAGGAUAUGGAAGCUGUCCAGAUCAUGAAUUAUACUGUUCCCCAAAAUGGAAUCUUUAAGAUUGAAUUCCCAAUCCUGGAAAACUCCAAUGAGCUACAGCUGAAGGCUUAUUUUCUGACCAGUGUAAGUAGCAUGGCAGUUCAUGGCAUGUUUACAUCUCCCAGUAAGACAUACAUCCAGCUAAAAGCAAGAGAUGAAAAUAUAAAGGUAGGAUCACCUUUUGAACUGGUGGUCAGUGGCAACAAGCAAUUGAAGGAGUUUAGCUAUAUGGUAAUAUCCAGGGGACAGUUGGUGGCUGUAGGCAAACAGAACACCACAACCUUUUCUUUAAUACCGGAAAGUUCUUGGGCACCAAAGUCUUGUAUAAUUGUGUAUUAUGUUGAAGAUGAUGGUGAAAUUAUAAAUGAUGUCCUAAAAAUUCCUGUUCAGCUUAUUUUUAAAAAUAAGAUAAAGCUGUUUUGGAGCAAAGUUAAUGCUGAACCUUCUGAGAAAGUCUCUCUCAGGGUCUCUGUUACACAGCCAGACUCAGUAGUUGGGAUUGUAGCUGUUGACAAAAGUGUGAAUCUGAUGAAUGCCUCAAAUGAUAUUACAAUGGAAAAUGUGGUCCAUGACUUGGAACUUUAUAACACAGGAUAUUAUUUAGGCAUGUUUAUGAAUUCUUUUGCUGUCUUUAAGGAAUGUGGUCUCUGGGUAUUGACGGAUGCAAACCUUGUGGAAGAUUAUGUUGAUAUGGUUUAUGAUACUGCCGAGUAUGCUGAGAGGUUUGUGGAGGAAAACGAGGGAUAUCUAGUAGAUAUUAAUGACUUUUCUUCCGUUAGCAACCCACGUGUAAGAAAGCAUUUUCCAGAGACCUGGCUUUGGCUAGACACUGAUAUGGGAUCCAAGAUUUACCAGGAAUUUGAAGUGACAGUACCUGAUUCUAUCACUUCUUGGGUGGCUACUGCUUUUGUGAUCUCUGAAGACUUGGGUCUUGGACUAACAACUACUCCAGUGGAGCUACAAGCCUUCCAACCAUUUUUCAUUUUUUUGAAUCUUCCCUACUCUGUUAUCAGAGGUGAAGAAUUUGCUCUGGAAGUAACCAUAUUCAAUUAUUUGAAAGAGGCCACUGAGGUUAAGGUAAUCAUUGAGAAAAGUGACAGAUAUGACAUUCUAAUGACUUUGAAUGAAAUCAAUGCCACAGGACAUCAGCAGACCAUUCUGGUUCCCAGUGAGGAUGGGGCAACUGUUGUUUUUCCUAUCAAGCCGACACAUCUGGGAGAAAUUCCUAUCACAGUCACAGCCAUUUCACCAGCUGCUUCUGAUGCUAUCACCCAGAAGAUUUUAGUAAAGGCUGAAGGAAUAGAAAAAUCAUAUUCACAGUCGAUCUUACUAGACUUGACUGGCAACAAGCUGCAAACUACCAUGAAAACAUUGAGUUUCUCAUUUCCUCCUGAUACAGUCAGUGGCAGUGAAAGAGUUCAGAUCACUGCAGUUGGAGAUGUUCUCGGGCCUUCCAUCAAUGGCUUAGCCUCGCUGAUUCAGAUGCCUUAUGGCUGUGGUGAACAAAACAUGAUAAAUUUUGCUCCAAAUAUCUACAUUUUGGAUUAUCUGACAAAAAAGAAACAACUGACAGAUAAUAUAAAAGAAAAAUCUCUUUCAUUUAUGAGACAAGGUUACCAGAGGGAACUUCUCUACCAGAGGGAUGAUGGCUCCUUCAGUGCUUUUGGUAAUAAUGACCCUUCUGGGAGCACUUGGUUGUCAGCUUUUGUUUUAAGAUGUUUCCUUGAAGCUGAUCCUUACAUAGAUAUUGAUCAGAAUGUGUUACACAGAACAUAUACUUGGCUCAAAGGACAUCAGAAAUCCAAUGGUGAAUUUUGGGAGCCAGGAAGAGUGAUCCAUAGUGAACUGCAAGGUGGCACUAAAAGUCCAGUAACACUUACAGCCUAUAUUGUGACUUCUCUCCUGGGAUACAAGAAGUAUCAGUCCAAUAUUGAUGUGCAAGACUCUGUCACAUUUUUGGAGUCCGAAUUCGAUAGAGGAAUUUCAGACAAUUAUACUCUAGCUCUUAUAACUUAUGCGUUGUCAUCAGUGAGAAGUCCUAAAGCAAAGGAAGCUUUGAACUUGCUGACUGAGCGUGCAGAACAAGAAGGAGGCAUGCAGUUCUGGGUGUCAUCAGUGUCUACGCUUUCUGAGUCCUGGCAGCCACGCUCUCUGGAUAUUGAAGUUGCAGCCUAUGCACUACUCUCACACUUCCUGCAGUUUCAAAUUUCUGAGGGAAUCCCAAUUAUGAGGUGGCUAAGCAGGCAAAGAAAUAGCUUGGGAGGUUUUGCAUCUACCCAGGAUACCAUUGUGGCCUUAAAGGCACUGUCUGAAUUUGCAGCUCUAAUGAGUACAGAAAGGACAAAUGUCCAAGUGACUGUGCUGGAGCCAAGCUCACCGAGUCCUGUAAAGUUUCUGAUUGAUACACACAACCGCUUUCUCCUUCAGACAGCAGAGCUUGCUGUGGUACAGCCAACUGUGGUUAAUAUUUCUGCAAAUGGUUUUGGAUUUGCAAUUUGUCAGCUCAAUGUAAUUUAUAAUGUGAAAGAUUCAGGGUCUUUUAGAAGAAAAAGAUCUAUCCAAAAUCAAGAAGGCUUUGAUUUAGAUGUUGAUGUAAAAGAUAAUAAAGAUGAUAUCAAUCGUGUGAAUUUGAAUGUGUGUACAAGGUUUUUGGGCCCAGAUAGGAGUGGCAUGGCCCUUAUGGAAGUUAACCUUCUUAGUGGUUUUACUGUGCCUUCAGAUGCAAUUCCUCUAAGCGAGACAGUGAAGAAAGUGGAGCAUGAUCCUGGAAAGCUCAACCUCUAUUUAGAUUCUGUAAAUGAAACCCAAUUUUGUAUUGAUAUUCCUGCUGUGAGAAACUUUAAGGUUUCAAAUACCCAAGAUGCUUCUGUAUCCAUAGUGGAUUACUAUGAACCAAGGAGACAGGCAGUGAGAAGUUACAACUCCAGAGUGAAGCUGUCCUCUUGUGACCUUUGUGGAGACGUCCAGGGCUGCCGUCCUUGUGAGGAUGGAACUUCAGGCUUCCUUCAUCACUCUUCAGUCCUUCUUAUUUCCUGUGUCAUGCUUCUGUUCUCUCUGUAACUUAUUUUAAAAGGACUCCAUGUAAAAUUAACAUUUCCAAAAGUCAUAUGUGAUUUUUAUUUCAAAAUCCAAUAUUGUCUCUGACAAGUUUGAAAAACAUUUUUUCCCCUUCUGUGGGGCUUGGGAGAUGGUCAGCAGGUCUUAGUAUGUACAAUUGCAUAGAUAUCUUCACCUGACCUUGGUGUGGAAGAUUAAAAUGAUUGCAGUUAUGUAUCUUUUUUCUCCCUCUUGAAAUCUUUUAGAAUUCUUUUGGGAAAUGUUUGUUUUCUCCACAAUAGAAGUGUUAUUUUAGAUUAUUAUUCUUGUUUUAUAAAAGACAUGAGCCUGGGUUCUUCAGCGUUAUCACACAUAAGAGUUUGCAAGAUGGGUUUCCCUGGGAAACUGCAGGAUGAGCUUGUUCUGUCUCCUUCCCAUCCUAACCCUACUGCCCACCCCAUGCCCCAUGGUCUCGGUGUCUUUUUUAACUGGAUACUAUUUUCUUUUUAGAAUGUGGGUGGUGGAUUUUUGAGAGUUAAAUGGUCUUUUCCCACUCUAACCCUUUUUACCUGCACUCAACUUUUUGUCUGGAGAGAAUGAGAAAGGCAAAGUACUGUCUCAGGGUAAGGACCAUACUGAAAACUACCCUUAGGGGUGCUGCUGUGCUCUGCCCUCGGCCCCACACUUGGACUGUGCAGAGCAGAGUUGGAGAGCACUGCAGUGUGUGCCUUACAUGACUCUGACCAGAAUAUCCUAGGACAGGAGAUGAUCUGAGCCAGGGCACAGCUACUGUUCACAUCAGCCACAGCAGACUGACCUCCCUGUGAUCUGCAGAAGGGUUGGGGUUGUUGGGAACAGAGAUUCUUGACAUGAUGCCUACCCGAAGUACCAUAAUGUUGGCCAGGAGUCCUUAGAACCUUUUCCAGGCUCAGAGAUCUAAUCAUCAGACUGCCAGCUGUCAAGUGACAUCUGAUGCUUGCUGUGGAUCUUUAAGAAGAUUCCUAAUUCUAAGCACGUAGGCCAUUGGUUACCCUGUCUUGUAAGGGUAAUAUUUCUUUUUUUCUGGGUGAGAAUUUUAAAGAAAUAUCCUUUUCCUGUUUCUUCCCUCCUUUUCCCUUCUCUUUUCUUUCUUUAUUCCUUUCUUACUUUCAAAUAUAUUGAAAUAUUUUGGACAUAUAAAAAAAAUUAAGCAUUUUAAAAUCUAAAUCUGAGGAGUGGUUUAACUUUGCUCCUGACUCCAUGACUUUUCUCUUAAGUUCUGUGAAAUUCUUGCCACGGGCUCAAGAGGGUGCUAUACAAUAUUUUCAGCUAUUUAAACAUAAAUUUAUCAAAAGCAAAUUAUGCAAAGAUAUGUUUUAAAGUUAAUUUUAAAUAGAAUGUUAUUUUGUUGAAUUUUAAGAAAGUAUAUUGGAGUGGAUGUUCAUGUAUUACUUAUAGAUAUUUCAGAUAUCACCAGCAUUCAGUAUUUUAGCACUUGCAUCCUAUAUGUAGAAAAUAGACUUUCAGGGAGUGGUCUAUGAAGAGGGUGGUUAAAUAUUAAACAUCUAAUUUUCUUGAAUUUCUUUUCAAGUGGAAAAAAUUUUUUUUUUUUAAUCUUUUCUACAGUCUGUUCUAAAAAAUGGCACUUUUAAUGGCACUUCCUGUGAUGAUGUCUGGCUUUUAUACUCUGGAACUUCUUUAGGGGUGAAAUCAUCUUAGGAUGAAGUUGUGGGAGGGUGCUGGCAGAGGAAGUCCCCCUCUCCUGCUCUUCCCAGAGACCUUGGACUAUCCAAGGUUACAUUCUGCAGUAAAUAAUUUAUACUGAUCUUCUAGUGUGGUUCAGUAGGAAACACUAGAAUGGAAAGGCCACUGGAAGACAGGUUCAUUUAAAAACUAGAAUUCAGAUACUUUUUAUGUGAAGAACUUCAGAUUUUCAGGUUAAAAGUUACCUUGUAACUAAUCUCAUUUUAUUAUAAAUGUAUUAAAAGUGCGGGGAGAGAGAGGAAGAGAAAGGGUGAGUUAGCACAGCCCUGGGACAUGUGGACUGUGGAGGUGUCCUGGCUCCUUCUGCUAUAAGCAGAGGGUUUGUAUCAGCAGUGUUUCAAGGCUGCAGACAUAAGAAGAAAAGGUGUAGACAUAGUCAUAAUAAUUAAUCAAUAGCCCAGCCUAUUUUCUUCACGUUUUUAGUAAUGAUAUUAAAACGUACUCAUUUUACCUUUAAGUUUGCUUAUGCUGAAGCUCAUCAAUUGAGAAUACUGUCAGUUUCGCUUACUAAUGUGAACUAAUCAGUUUUCCACUGCCUGGGAACCUUAUUAUUUUUUAAAUUUUUUUGCGGUACUGGGGAUCAAACCCAGGGCCUCUUGCUUGCAAGGCAAGCACUCUACCGAUUGAGCUAUCUCCCCAGCCCAGGAACCUUAUUAAGACACCAGCAUAUCUCACUUGCAUUUUUGUCUAACCAGUGGUUCCAUAGACUGAAUGUUGGGAAAAACUAAUAACCAAAAAGUCCUAGGAUUCAACGCUUACAUCUGGACCCACCAUUACAGUUCUAAAGAAGAAACAAAAGUCCAUUACAAUGUGCUCAGUCGUUAAAAGGCUUCCUCUUUUUAUGUUUUUCUGCUGCACUGUGCUUUUCAAAAUACUCUAGAAAUAUCUGGGGUUUAGUAUUUAAGGUGUGUUAUAAUAUGGGGAGCAGUGCUUACAAAGAAAGCAGGUAUAUAGAUAUUACUCCCAGUUUCUUCUUAUUCAUGCAAUGCCAUGUCCUAAACAUAGGAGUUUUUGGAAUUGUAGGGUCAACUUUCCCUGUACUGAUUCUGUUGAGUCUGGGUAAAGUUAUUUUAAAAAAAAAUCAUACUCAGUCUUUAUUUCUGCUUUUGCUAAAUAUAGUUAUAAAUAGACUGGCAAUAUAAUACCAAUUAUCUUUGUUUUGACUUAAUUCAGCUAUUUAAUUUGACAUGACAUUAAAAAUUGUUCCAUGACAUUAAAAAAUUGGAACUAUGAUAUUUCCUUGUCCUUUUUUUAAAGAGCUAUCUUAUUAGCCUUCUGGCAUAUAAUCUGGAAUUUUCUUUUUGUAUUUUGCUUUAUUGAACUAUUGAAUACUCAUUUCUAUAAAAAUAUGUUGUAAAUACCUCUUUGGCAAGAUUUCUCAACACCAGGGUAGCAAAUGCUUUGAGUCUGCCAAGUGACUACCAUGGGUCAAGUUACUGUUGUUGGGUGCAUAAUUUCUUUCACGUUGUAAAUUUUAGACAAAUGGACUCACUCUUGGGUAAAUUGCCAGAACCUUUUACGUUUUCAGAAGACAGUUCUGUCAGGCAGAGAAGUAUAUUCCACAUUUCCCCUUAUUUUCACUCUUUAAUAAGGCUUAGCAAUUUAAGGACUUAGCAUUUUCUUGUCUCCUAUUCAGAUAUUUAUGUUAAUAUUCAGUAUCUUAAAUCACAUUGGGAGUAAUUUGAAGUGUGGUUAUUUUUAUCAUACUUUGAAUACAGGACAUUAUUCUACUUUUCUUCAAGAAACUAAGCAGCAAAUGUCACUUUUAAAUUAGGUACAUACCGGUAAGAAUUGACUUGCAUUAAAACUAGGCAGUGAGUUCUGUUUGCAUUUGUGCUUUAUCAAAACCAGUGUCACGUUGCAUCAUUCCUUAAAUACAUUGUCAUUUUCAUUUCAAUUAUAACAUAGGAAAACACACAUUUCUUAGAUGAUUUCUGAGUUUCUCCUGUCAGAGGACACAUAUUGGUAUGUGUGUGUCUCUGUUAUGGGGAUGAUAUGGACAUAUAUGUUGCUAUAUUUAAGAAUCUUUCUAUGUCGUGUUGUCAUCAGGUCAACAUUUACCAUCUUCCGCCCAGUAUAUUGAAUUGGUGGUAGGGUAGUUCCAUGCGCCAUUUGGAGGUUUUUAAGAUUUAUCUUUGAUAACUUCAAUAGGAUGUGGCUUGGUUUUGGUCCUUCAAGCCUUCGUGGUUGGACUUUUGGUAGGGUGCAGUUGAUAUGGAUCCUUUUUGUACAAAGGAAGCUGUAUAAAGUUUCAUUUAUAAAUUCCCCCAUUUUGAGAAGCUGUUUCACAUAUGAGAAGAGUACUAUUGUAAUAAAACAUUAUUUUUCCAGGAAGUAAAGCUUUGUAUUGAUCAAGGUGAUUCUUAAAGUUUUUAUUUUAAAUAUUGGUAUGUUAUGUUAUUUUUAAUUGCACACUUUUAUGUGUACUUAAUAAGAAAUCAUGAUUUAUCAAUAAAAAUCAAAAUUACCAUCUA